UCAAGUCUCACCGGAUGAGAAGUUGAGAACAGGGAAGCAUUGAUGUCCCGUCGAUGCCAUUGGCACGUGAGACCAAUUAGCACAGCCAAGCAACUGUUGAUUACUCAGCUAAUCAGACUGUAAACCAAGGGCUCCUCCGGGGUAAAAUACAUCCUCGGCCCCUAUUAAUAAACCCCUCACACUCUUCGGCCGCAGCACACACGCGCGCGCGCACACGCAAGAACCGCCAAGCAAAAGCAAGCAAAGGGCGGAGGGGACAGGCGAGAUCGAGAUGAAGGUGGAGGUGGUGGACACGAGGCUGGUGACGCCCAGCGAGCCGACGCCGCGGCACACGCUCUGGCUCUCCAACCUCGACCUCGCCGUGCCCAAGACGCACACGCCGCUCGUCUACUACUACCCGUCGCCCGCCGGCGACGGCGACGGCGGCGAGAAGGAGGCGGAGGGGUUCUUCGCGCCGGAGAGGCUGCGGGAGGCGCUGGCGAGGGCGCUGGUGCCGUUCUACCCGCUGGCGGGCCGGAUGGCGGCGGGCCCCGAGGGCCGGCUCGAGAUCGACUGCAACGGCGAGGGCGCGCUCUUCGUCGUCGCGCGGGCCGACUUCACCGGCGACGAGAUGUUCAGGGACUUCGAGCCCUCCCCGGAGGCGCGCCGCCUGCUCGUCCCCUUCGCCGCCUCCGGCGACCCGCCCUGCCUACUCGCCAUGGUCCAGGUGACGUUCCUGAAGUGCGGCGGCGUGGCCGUGGGCACGGGCAUGCACCACGUGACCAUGGACGGCGCGGGCGCGAUCCAGUUCAUCCGGACGUGGACGACCCUGGCGCGCGGGCUGGACGCCGCGUCCGUGUACCCGACCCCGCCGGUGCACGACCGCACGGUGCUGCGCGCGCGCUCUCCCCCGCACGUCGCGUUCGAGCACCCGGUCUACUCCCCGAGCAACCUCAACGGCCUGCCCCGCCCCUUCGUCACCCGCGUCUACGCCGUCUCGCCCAAGCUCCUCGCCGGCAUCAAGUCCAGCUGCGCGCCCGGCGUGUCGACCUACUGCGCGCUCACCGCGCACCUGUGGCGCGCCAUGUGCGUGGCCCGCGGCCUGGCCCCCGACGCCGAGUCGCGGCUGCGCGUGCCGGCCAACAUCCGGCAGCGCCUGCGCCCGCAGCUGCCGGCCAACUACUUCGGCAACGCCAUCGUGCGGGACCUCGUGACGGUGCGCGUCGGCGACGUGCUGUCGCAGCCGCUGGGGUUCGUGGCGGAUCGGAUCAAGCGCGCGGUGGCGCGGGUGGACGACGCGUUCGUGCGGUCGGUCAUUGACUACCUGGAGCUGGAGUCGGAGAAGGGCAGCCAGGCGGCGCGCGGGCAGUUCAUGCCGGAGACGGACCUGUGGGUGGUGAGCUGGCUGGGCAUGCCCAUCCACGACGCCGACUUCGGCUGGGGCUGCCCCAAGUUCGUGGCGCCGGCGCAGAUGUUCGGCAGCGGCACGGCGUACGUGACGCAGGCGCCCGACAAGGACGACGGCGUGUCCGUGCUGUUCGCGCUGGAGCCCGAGUACCUGCAGUGCUUCGAGAAGGCCUUCUACGGGGAGUGACUGACCGGCGACCGACGCCGACCAAGGGCGGCGGUGGCAGUGAUGCGCCGCCCAUGUGCUGUAUCAUAAUGCACCAGAUGCUGCGGAAGUGUUAAGGUUGCUGCUUGUUUCUCGCGCCUUUCUUCGCCACUCUACUGAAUACUAUGUGACAUUCUGGUCUAACUAUUAUCUAUACAAAGUCUAAAUGAAAAUGGCCUCAGAUUUGGCCGUAUCUUACUUGCA
Messenger RNA from Hordeum vulgare subsp. vulgare (domesticated barley), 1795 nucleotides. RefSeq names its product putrescine hydroxycinnamoyltransferase 1-like. The transcript is spliced from 2 exons. The record is from RefSeq and is a predicted model, not a curated record. NCBI's taxonomy places the organism in Eukaryota, Viridiplantae, Streptophyta, Magnoliopsida, Poales, Poaceae. Gene Ontology annotation, molecular function: acyltransferase activity, transferring groups other than amino-acyl groups. The coding region runs from base 272 to 1573 and encodes 433 amino acids.